Messenger RNA from Candidula unifasciata, 558 nucleotides. Lineage: Eukaryota; Metazoa; Mollusca; Gastropoda; Stylommatophora; Geomitridae. The record is from the annotation of a GenBank genome assembly.
AUGAUGAUUGCCCUAGCCAUGUUUGUGAGUUGCCUUGUGGGUGCAGCAGUUGGAGGGAACAACUGGGCUUUGCUAGUGGCAGGUUCCAAUACGUACGAUAAUUACAGACAUCAGGCUGACAUUUGCCACGCAUAUCAUAUCGUUUCCAGUCACGGCAUCCCCGACGAACGUAUUGUGGUAAUGAUGUAUGAUGACAUUGCCAACAACCCUGACAAUCCUUUCCCAGGUAACAUCAUAAAUAGGCCAGGUGGUCCCAAUGUUUACCCAGGAGUACCUAAAGAUUACACGGGAGCGGUAAGCUGUUGUGCUAAUAAUAAUUCUGCAAUAAAUAACAAAACUUAUUUUAUUCACAGUGGACCAGAGGAUCGCGUGUUUGUCAAUUUUGCAGACCAUGGUGCCCCAGGUAUCUUGGCAUUCCCUAUUCGGCAUGCAGCUUUAGAAAUACAAAUGUGUCUUCUCCCUCCAGUUUAUGCUACAACGGCAGCUAACUCUGAUGAAUCCUCAUAUGCUUGUUAUUACGAUAACACUAGAAAAACCUGUCUUGGUGAUGUGUACAGC